AUGACCGAUUCACUAAAUCCUCCCCUCUCGUACGAGGCUUCUGCUACGACUACCCAUCGCCAUGUUGCAACCACUCUUCCGCCGGAGGUUUCGUCGUGCCUCAAGAACUCCCGCUUUCUUCAUCUAGCAACAUGUGAUGGCCUCACCCCACACAUUUCCCUUAUGUCCUACACGUUUCUACCCUCUACUCCCUUCGAUCCGUACCCCACGAUCAUCAUGACCACCAACUCUUCGUCUCGGAAAACCACCCACUUACAAACCAACCCCCGGGUUUCACUACUGGUACACGACUGGGUGUCACAUCGUCCGCCUACGCGUGCUUCGAACACCGGCAACACUCGCGAUGGGUCGCCUCCGCCCGCCGCAACCCGGUCAUCUUUGGCUAGCUUGCUAUUGAAUCUCAACACGAGUGCACUAUCUAGCAUCUCCACCACUAUCACCGGAGAAGCUCGCUUUUUGGAGCCCGAUUCUGAGGAGGAAACCUGGUGUAAGGACAGGCAUUUGGAGAACAACACGUUCGAGGAGGAAAUGAGCACGUUCGGUCAGGUACCGCCGCCCGGUCAGCGCCGGCCCAGUCUCUCAAUUGACGAGGAUGUUCGGGUCGUCACUGUCCGAGUGCGCGAGGGUCGGCUUGCUGAUUGGAAGGGAGGUGUGCGAGAUUGGCUCGUUGUCCAGGAAGGCGAAGAGGUAUCCGGCGAGGCCGGAGCGAACGGUGUCGUGCUUUAG
Molecule: messenger RNA, 726 nt
Organism: Aspergillus mulundensis
Lineage: Eukaryota; Fungi; Ascomycota; Eurotiomycetes; Eurotiales; Aspergillaceae
Product: pyridoxamine 5'-phosphate oxidase family protein
Exons: 2
Coding region: 1-726 (241 amino acids)
Cellular component (GO): cytoplasm; nucleus
Source: RefSeq, a predicted model, not a curated record